AGCUCUUCCAAAAUGGACAAGGCAGUAAAGUCCAUUCGAAGGAGCAGUGUAAAGCUGCUGUCACUGAGUGGAGGUCAUGAAGAUCUGAAUAUGGUUAUUUCAGAACAGAAAGAUGUCAGGAAUAGUGCUAAAAGUUUCAUGUCUGCACAAAAUUCAGCUGCCCAAUACUUGAUGAAAUGGGCUGCAUAUGAGGAUAAUAGAGCUAUACAAGAUGUCAGCUCCCAAGUUGUUGAACUCAACUCAUUGUGGACUGAAGUGCAAAGAGACUUUGCAGAACACAUGAAGGAAUACAGGCAGAUGUAUGAGAUGAUACUAGAAGGAGAGAGACACAUUGACAGUGCAAAAAAUAACUUGACCAUGUGUGAUCAACGUGAAACAAAGAUCAAGAAAGAGCUGAAGAAAGCUGCCAAGAAAGCGUCACAAGAAGAGUUAAAACACUUGGAGUCAAAGUUCUUGCAAGCUGAAAGAGCCAAGGAUCUUGCUCAGUUAGAGGUGGUUGACAGAAUUCGUGAACAUGAAGCAGUGAAGACGAUCCGGUUUAAAGAAGGUCUACUAAGGCUGUCAGAGGCAUAUGUAGAACUCGGCAAGAAAUGUGCAAUAAUACAUGAAGCUCAAAGGAGUUAGAGUAUGUGCCCAGUGAAUAUGUGGAGCCAGAAGACCCUCCUCCUUACACACCCGGGAACUACUUCCAGGACAUUUUACAAGAUAUUCCUCCACCGAUUCAGCAAAACAUCACAACAAGGCGAUCAGUAUCUAAUAGGAAUAGGAAUACUAACCAAUCAGGUGUCAGAAUCCAGUCACAUGACCAUGAUGAUCUCGGGAGUGAUUAUGAGGCGGAUUUAUCAGGAGCAAUGGGAGGUGC
Molecule: messenger RNA, 862 nt
Organism: Owenia fusiformis
Lineage: Eukaryota; Metazoa; Annelida; Polychaeta; Sabellida; Oweniidae
Source: the annotation of a GenBank genome assembly